AUGGCGGCAGCUACGUCCCGUCCUCUUGAGUACCUGGAAGGCCUCUCGGGUACAACCUUCUUCAAACUAUAUCAACAGCCAUCUACCGCUCUUGCAAUAUUCCGGCGGAUGUUACCUGAUCUGGCAAAAUGCUUUGUGAUGGCACUUUUGUAUCUGAAGGACCCUCUUCCGAUGGCAGAUUUAGAGGUCUGGGUAAAAUCGGAGAGCAAGAAACAAAGAGAUAAUGCGCUAUCGAUAUUGGGAAGACUUCACAUUCUAUCCUCGACGCUUACUGGAGACAACGUUCGAGCAUAUAUGGUGACCAACCCAUUUGCAUCUUCUCUUCGCCAAGCUCUUACAGGUUCGGAAGAUUCCAGAUCAUUUGGCGUCUUCUCCCAAGCACCAAGCGACAACCCCGUAUCCAUCGCUGACUUGGAUGAAUAUGCACGACGACAAUGGGAAGGUGUGCUAGGGUAUAUGGUUGGAACAAGUGCUCUAAGCGGACAACGAGAUGUCAACUUGAGCAACGGCGUCAAAACACUGCUCCAAGCGGGUCAAUUGGUUGAAAUUCGUGAUCGUCGAGUGGACAUCACCAAGCAUGGAUUCGGAUUUGUGCUUCAAGACGUAAACACCCAAGUCUGGCAUAUUCUGAUCCUCUAUGUCGAGAGCGCCAAGGCCAUGGGGAUGGAUAGUGUCGAGGUUCUCUCGUUCCUCUUCCUGCUUAGUAGUCUGGAAUUGGGACAAUCUUACGAGAAGACGCACUUGUCAUCUGUCCAACGUCAAACUCUGUCCAACCUUGCAGACUUUGGCAUUGUUUUUCAAGAAACUCCGGAUGCUCCUCGCUUCUACCCCACCCGGCUUGCAACCACCUUAACCUCCGAUUCAAGUGCACUUGGAAACCCCGUCACUGGGUCCCUGACUGGUCCUGCCGGCCAAUCCGGCAGCUCGGCGGCAGGUUUCAUCAUCAUUGAAACAAACUACCGCCUCUACGCAUACACGUCGUCCCCGCUACAGAUAUCUCUCAUCUCACUUUUCACGAACCUCAAAUAUCGCUUUCCCAACCUGGUCACGGGAAAAAUCACACGACAAUCGGUUCGUCGAGCUAUUGAGAUGGGUAUUACCGCCGAGCAAAUUAUCUCAUACUUGUUAUCUCACGCUCAUCCUCAACUACGUAAACAUAAUGCUGGCCAUGCGACAUCCAACACAGCCGGCAUUCCGCCUUCAGUGCUCCCGCCUACGGUGACCGAUCAAAUCAGACUCUGGCAGCUGGAACGAGAUCGUCUGAGAGCCACUCCGGGUUUCCUUUUCAAGGAGUUCAGUACAUUGAGUGAGUACCAAGUGCUAUGCCAGUACGCGGCCGAGAUCGGUGUUCUGGUGUGGAAGUCGGAUCGGAAGCGAAUGUUUUUUGUGACACGCCACGAGCAAGUCGCCGCAUUCCUCAAGAAGAAUAGUGGUCGGUGA
Messenger RNA from Penicillium macrosclerotiorum, 1440 nucleotides. Its product is annotated as TFIIH/NER complex subunit TFB2. Gene Ontology annotation, cellular component: transcription factor TFIIH holo complex; transcription factor TFIIH core complex. The transcript is spliced from 3 exons. The record is from RefSeq and is a predicted model, not a curated record. Gene Ontology annotation, biological process: nucleotide-excision repair. The coding region runs from base 1 to 1440 and encodes 479 amino acids. Lineage: Eukaryota; Fungi; Ascomycota; Eurotiomycetes; Eurotiales; Aspergillaceae. Gene Ontology annotation, molecular function: double-stranded DNA binding; ATPase activator activity.